UUCCGGGAGUUGUUGAUUUGUCAGCUGUUGGUCGGUUGGUCGCUGGUUAUCUGUCAGGUGUAGAUACCAGUGAAACUAACAGGAAGAAUUUGUACAGAAUUGGUUUUUUUUUAUCUAAUAUUCAACAGCGUGGUUAUUACAAUACAAAACGGACCGUUUUUUCUUCUUUUUUUUUUUUACUGUAAACAUAUUUUGAUAUAAAGUGUUGUUUAGCUGUCUUAACCCGGUGUCACUGAAAUGAUGCAACAUGGCAGCAACUCAUCUCAAUAGGUGUUUUCUCUCAGCGCUAAGGAGACAUAAUCGGUGUCAGGACCGUGGACUUAACUCUUUGGCAGAGAGGAAAGUCAGCCGGGUGUCCUCUGUUGUGAUAUGUAACCACAGGGGAGCCGAGGGGAACGCAAGCCUGGACAGGGGACCCUCGGUGGAGUGGGACAGAAACAGUGGUCGGGACAACAGCAGCUCUCCUCUGUUAAAGUCAGUCUCGGUGGGUUUGGGACUCUGUGGUGCGGCACUUGUGGACAGCCAAAAAGAGGAAAAAGUGAAGAACGGAAGAGUCUCGAUUUCCGGGCGGCUUCUUAACCUAAUUAUCCCAUCAGCUCAGUGUGCGUCUCCCUUUAAACCUGAUAGUCCUCGGUAUAAAUACAACUUUAUUGCAGAUGUGGUCGAAAAGUCCACUCCAGCUGUCGUGUACAUUGAAAUCGUAGGCAGACACCCAUUUUCAGGAAGAGAAGUCCCAGUGUCAAAUGGCUCCGGUUUCAUCAUAAGUAGUGAUGGUCUCAUUGUCACCAAUGCUCAUGUUGUGGCUAACAAGAGAGGCGUCCGCGUGAAGCUCACCAACGGAGAGAUGUACAAUGCCACUGUGCAAGAUGUUGAUCCAGUGGCAGACAUUGCCACCAUCAAAAUUACUGCGAGGAAUCCUUUACCCACACUUACCCUUGGUCAGUCGUCUGAUGUUCGACAAGGAGAGUUUGUGGUUGCCAUGGGAAGCCCGUUUGCAUUACGGAAUACAAUCACGUCAGGAAUCAUCAGCUCAGUACAGAGAGGCAGUAAGGAGCUGGGCCUGUCCAACUCCAACAUGGAGUACAUCCAGACUGAUGCAGCCAUUGAUUUUGGAAAUUCUGGAGGUCCCCUGAUUAACUUGGAUGGUGAAGUCAUUGGUAUAAACACCAUGAAGGUCACUGCAGGAAUCUCCUUUGCUAUUCCAUCCGAUCGCCUGAGACUUUUCCUUGAUCAAGCAGCAAAAAAAAAGAGUACUUGGUUUGGUGAAUCAAAGACGAAGCAGCGGUACAUUGGUGUAAUGAUGCUGACACUGACGCCGAGUAUCAUUGCAGAGUUGAAGUUAAGAGACUCCUCCUUCCCAGACGUGACACAUGGCAUCUUAAUUCACAGAGUGAUCAUGGGCUCCCCAGCCAACAGAGCGGGGAUGAUACCAGGAGACAUCGUGUUGGAGAUUAACGGAGUGAAGGUGAAAACCUCAGAGGAGAUCUACCAGGCCGUCCGCAGCAGCGACAAAAUCACCAUGGUGGUGCAGAGAGGAGACGAGUUGCUUCGACUGCAAAUGACUCCAGAGUGUACAGAGUGACACUAUUACCACACAAUUUAAUUUGUUGACUUCAAGUUAAGCUGAGGAACAGACGGCCACAUGAUUAGUCUGUGUCUUAAUGUAUGAGUUUGACCUCCAGUAUUUGAUCACUUGUUAAAUGUUUUGUUGAUACUGCAAAGAACAUUACAGCGACAAGACUGCAGUGUCAGAAUAAAUGAAAAAUUAAACUGUGUUUUCUACCUCUA
Messenger RNA from Perca fluviatilis (European perch), 1788 nucleotides. RefSeq names its product serine protease HTRA2, mitochondrial-like. The record is from RefSeq and is a predicted model, not a curated record. The coding region runs from base 248 to 1582 and encodes 444 amino acids. Gene Ontology annotation, molecular function: serine-type endopeptidase activity; protein binding. The transcript is spliced from 8 exons. Gene Ontology annotation, biological process: proteolysis; positive regulation of apoptotic process; programmed cell death. Lineage: Eukaryota; Metazoa; Chordata; Actinopteri; Perciformes; Percidae. Gene Ontology annotation, cellular component: mitochondrion.